Trichomonas vaginalis G3 is the source of this 2883-nucleotide messenger RNA. Its product is annotated as dynein heavy chain family protein family. The record is from RefSeq and is a predicted model, not a curated record. The transcript has a single exon. Gene Ontology annotation, biological process: microtubule-based movement. Gene Ontology annotation, cellular component: axoneme; dynein complex. NCBI's taxonomy places the organism in Eukaryota, Parabasalia, Trichomonadida, Trichomonadidae. Gene Ontology annotation, molecular function: dynein intermediate chain binding; minus-end-directed microtubule motor activity; dynein light intermediate chain binding. The coding region runs from base 1 to 2883 and encodes 960 amino acids.
AUGAAUCCAUAUGAAAUCAUUGGUUCAGUCAUUUGUAGUUUGGAUGCAGAGAAAGACAUCAAGGUUUCGGAUAUGGGAAUAUCCUUGAAAUUCACUUUAUUCACGAGAUUGGCAUUCCAUUCGCCAAGAACUCCAUUGAUUUCUGAUAAUGAUAGUUACAUUUUCGAUUCAGUUCUAAAAACAAUUCCUAAACCGGAAAGAAUGAUAGUUUCUCUUGAAACAUCGAAUAUAAUGGAUAAAUUCAACGAAGCAGCUGAAAAAGGAUUGACAAUGAUCAUUAUUGAUGUUGAAAAGCUUACUCCGAACCUUCAAUUCUUCCUUAGAAUGGCGAGAUCUAAUGAUGGAAAAGCAACUUUCGACAUUGGACAAAGAAAAGUCAAAGUUUCUGAACAAUUUAGAUUGAUUUUGUUCACUCCUUUGCCAAUGAAUGAUGUUCCAGAAAACUUGAAAUCUGUUGUUACUCCUGUGGACUUUUCUAAGUUCUCCAAGGGAUUCCCAAGAGAUGUAAUCGAAAGAGCAUUCAUCAUGAAAUACAACACGAAAGAAUUGUCAACAAUUGCUGAUCCUUGUUUGACGAGAAUGCAAAAGUUGUAUGAAAUAAAUACAACAGAAAAGGAUUUGUUAGAAAUAAUUAAUGAUAUAAGAACCAACCAAAAGGAAGAUAUCAAUUACGUAUUGGUUGAAGACAAUGAAACAUUUACUUCUUUGUUAACUGUCAAGAAACUUUUCAUUGGCUUGAUAAGUGAAGAUAUUGAUUACGAAGAAUUAAGUGAUAAAAAGAAAGUUGUUUUGCAUCCAUACGAAAACGCAAUUGAUAUUUGUGAAUCAAUGUGGCUCAGCUUAUCAAGAUACCUUCCAAGAGUUUCCAAUUUGUAUUCAUUUAGUUUCUCCGGCUACAUGGAAAUGAUAAAUCAAAUCAUUUCUGAAGUAACUGAAAUUGAGAAAUUACCAAGAUUAUUCAUUGCUUCCGUUGAACAGAAAUACUUCAAAUCGAUGACAAUGAGAGAUUCCAUCUUCUUCAUGCUCAUUUGCUCAUUCUUUAACAACUGCAGACAUGGAUUUACUCAUGAAAGUGACUUACAAGUCAUUGCACAACACAUUCAAGCAGAAUAUGAUGGAAGAAUACAGAUGUUUGGUCCUGAACCAGGAAGAUCUUCUUUCGACCAAAUGAAGUUCGUAAAUAUUUUGGGACUUUACAAAUUGGCAACAUCAUUAAUUUGCGACAAUUUCGAUGAACACUUCUUAGAAGCCAUUCCUAUGGAUUCUAUUCCUUUGGACCAACCAAUAGUCAUUUUAAAGAACACAGGGAGAACAUUGAAAUUGGACAUCGAUGAUGAAGAAUGCUUGGAAUUCACUUAUGGAAUCGAAUCCGAUUAUUUAACUUUGAUGAAAAGCGCUAUAACAAGAGCAAGAAUACAUGGAAAUCGUGUUAUUGUGUAUUAUGAUUCUCCGAACCCUUCAAUCGCUACAUUUAUUAAUGAUAACAUUGACGCAGUAAAUACACAACCACCAAAUGAAAAAUUCCAGUUAAUUAUUUCUUGUUCUACAUCAGAAUACAUUCCUCAUUCCGUAAUGUCUCGUUGUGUUGUGUUACAAACCAGAGAACCAGUAUGUGUAGCACAAACAAUGAGACAUUUGAAGCCAGUUAUCUGUUCAUCAACAGAUUUCCAACUACAUUAUGCAAUUGCAACAGUUUUCGCAAUCCAAAACGUAAGAGCUUUCCUUGGACCUUGUGGCUUGUUCAAUGCACAGUUCGUCAAUGUCGAACUCAUUAAGAGUGUCAUGGAAAGACUUAAGUUUGAUAAAAUCACUGUUCCUGCUGCGAGAAAAAUCACUGAAUCCAUUGUAUCAAAUUCAUUUUGUUACAAAGAUGAUUGCGACAAAGUUAUUGCACAUUUGAAGAAAAUCAUAAAUCCAGACAUAACUGAUGACAUUUUCACAUUCACAAGGUCACAGUUAUCAGCUGGAUCUCCAUGGAUUAUACCUAAAGAUAACAAAGGAUACGAUGAAGUUGUCAGCCAUUUACCUGUUUUACCUGCUCAUGAAGUUUUGUGUGUUGAUAGAAGUUUAUCAUCAAUCACUGAAUCAUGGUCACUUUCUCGAUGGUUAAGUGAACCAUUUAUGACAUUAGCAAGAGAUUCAACGAUUGAUUCAACAGCGAAACUUUCUUCCAUUUUGGUUACUAUUCCUGAUCCGAUCGAAAUUCCUUUAACUCUUGCUCCCUCUCCAGCAUCAAUUAUUGCAAAGAAAGAAGCGAGAAUCUACAACGAAACAAUCAAAGCUGUGAAGCAAUCAGUCCAGAAUCCAACUAAAUUCACUCACAUGUGCGUUGCAAAUGACAUAAGUCCUCCUGAAUGGGGAAAGGCAGCUCACAUCAACGCACCAAUAAGAAUUGCUGCUUUCUUCAGAGCAUUGAUAGCCAGAAGAGAGUUCAUCGAUAUCUGUGUCAAGACAAGAAAUCUUCCAAAGAGAAUAGAUGCAAACAGUUGCUCAGAUGUCAAAGCUUUGGUUUCUGCUGUUUGUGCAAGUGUUGCAACGAAUUUCUCUGAACAAGAUGCUGUUUUCGAGUUAGAACGCGCAAGUGAUUCACCUUUGGCAUUGGAUGGAGUUGCAAUUGUUGGUUGGGGAUUCGAUCCAAGAAGCAAACAGUUGUCGCAGCCAACUAAAGUUACAAAACCAUCAAGUAAGAUGUUUACUUUGCAUCUCAGAGCUCAACCUUCUUCUUCCGAAAUGAUGAUUGUACCAAUUCUCCUUACUAUUGGACCAAAUACAUUAGAUAACUAUGUAGCAAGACUGGCAAUAAGAGGAGACUUAUCUUAUGAUGAUAUGAUAAUCAAUGGAGUUUGCGCUGUUUUGCAUCUUCCAUCAUCAUUUGAAGAAUAA